Messenger RNA from Thermochaetoides thermophila DSM 1495, 3513 nucleotides. RefSeq lists its product as uncharacterized. NCBI's taxonomy places the organism in Eukaryota, Fungi, Ascomycota, Sordariomycetes, Sordariales, Chaetomiaceae. The record is from RefSeq and is a predicted model, not a curated record. Gene Ontology annotation, biological process: ubiquitin-dependent endocytosis. Gene Ontology annotation, cellular component: cytoplasm; cytosol. Bases 1 to 3513 code for a protein of 1170 amino acids. The transcript has 3 exons. Gene Ontology annotation, molecular function: protein-macromolecule adaptor activity; ubiquitin protein ligase binding.
AUGGCGACGCGACGGGACCAUCCUCGCUUCUCUCCGUUUGUCCGCCACGCCGGAGGAUGGGUAUCCUCACCUCCUCUGAAUGUUGCGUUACAACUCAUCUCACCCCAACGACAUCUCCUCGUUGCCGAUGCCGACGGUUGCGCCCCGAGGACUCUCUCCACUUACACUGAGCCCGACGGUCUGCUGCUGUCCGGAUCCGGCCUGCUCCUGGAUGCUCCGGAGGGCCCAUUUUCGCCGUUUGUGCCCGGUUGCUGUCCUGAACACGACCGCUUACGUCCCCCGCCAUUCUUUCAGUCCGCACACGGUUCUGUUUACUACUCCCCGAGCCGGUAUCACGAAGCCAGACGGCAACAGCAACAACAGCAACGCCCACAUUCCGACUACUUCCCGCCGCCACUGAUCGAGCCGCGCCAACGACGUCCCCAUUCCAUUCAUAUCAUCUCGUAUCCCUCUGGAUUUGUGCCACGCGAGCUUCGCCAGCCCCCUCCGGGAUCCCCAGAGAGAAGAAGGCAGUCCAACCGCGAGUGCAAGAAGCAGGCCCGGAAGAAGCAGAAGAAAGAGGAAAAGGAGCGGAGCAAGAAGCAAGAGAAGCGAAGGUCGCUGAGGUCCCUACCCCCCGGUAGUGAGAAGGUUGGACGAGUCCUCAGCAAGAUCUUGGCUGUCUUCGCCAUCACCCCGAAGCAACCGUCUCCUGUUUCCGCGGCGCCGACUCCAAGACCUCGACCUCGGAGUUGUCAGCCUCGCCCAUCCAGCUUUGCUAGCUUCGCCCGCAGGUUUUCACGCAACGAAGGCGUUGUCGCUAUUGAGUCUGUGUUAGAAGGAGACCAGGAGGUUGCUCAAACCCCUGAUAUGGCAGGGCCCUUACUACACUGGCCUUACACGCCUGCCGGUGCGUUUCCCCAGAACAACCGCAACAGCAUCAUUUCCAUGCGGUCGUUCAAAACGAUAGCCGGGUCGUCUGUACCGGAAGCCCACAAGCCCGUUGCUUCGGGCAGCGGCAUCUCAUGCUCCAUUCUGCUUGCCGAGCCUAGCGUGUAUCUGACUGGCUUCGACCAUGACCAUCGUAGCCGGCGCAACGGGACCCCGGCCAGCGCUCUCCUGCGGGGAAAGCUGCUGCUGAACGUAUCCAAGAAUGUCAAGAUCAAGUCCGUAUCGCUGAAACUGGUCGGCAAGGCGAGGACAGAAUGGCCCGAAGGCAUCCCACCGACUAAGACGGAGAUGUUCGAGGAGCAGAUUCUGCGCUCCCAGUCCUUGGUCUUCUUCCAUGCUAUGCAUGACGGCAUGUGGGAUACCGAGUACGGCUACCGUUGCACGUACACCCAUCGCGCGAGCCCGACCGGUCUGCUGCAGUCGCUUCAGGGGAACGUCUCGCAAACGUCGUUGCAUCAUCUCGGCCUCGGUCGCGUCCCUGGUACGCUGACUGCGAAGGAGCUGAAACGGUUGUCACUGCAGUCGGUCAACUCUCGCAGUUUUGGCAAAGGCGAGUCGCCCCUGACGAACCAGGUCCAGGCGAAAGGGUACAAGGUCUUCCGGCCUGGGACAUACGAGUAUGCGUUUGAACUACCCAUCGAUCACAACCAGCUGGAGACGGCCAAUUUGCAAUAUGGCUCAGUCAAGUGGGAGCUCCAGGCGAGGAUUGAGCGGGCGGGUGCCUUCAAGCCGAAUUUGCAAGGCUCUCGCGAGGUGCUGAUUGUGCGAGUCCCGGACCAGAUGUCGCUGGAGACUACGGAGCCUAUCUCGGUGAAUCGGUGCUGGGACGACCAGCUGCACUACGAUAUAACGAUAUCAGGCAAGAGUUUCCCGAUCGGCAGUAGGAUACCCAUCUCGUUCAAGCUCACGCCGCUUGCGAAAGUGCAGAUUCACAAGAUUAAGAUCUUCGUGACGGAAAACAUCGAGUACUGGACGAAUGACCGUCAUGUUACGCGCAAGGAUCCAUCCAGGAAGAUCCUCCUCUUCGAGAAGACAGCUGGGCAUCCGAUUGCUGAUCAGUACUCGAAUUGUGAAUUCCGCUUCAUUUCGGGCGGCGAGCCGGACCCGAAAAAACGUGAGGAGGCCCGGCGCAGGGCGGCUGCGAGAAGGAACAAGGAUAGGGAACGAGCUAGGAGCAGCAAUGGUAAGCCAGAGUCGCUACCCGAAGUAGCUGAGAAUCUACUCGGGCCGCUGGAUCUCGGGCUGGAGGACUUUUGGGGGCCGACCGAGAUGGAGGUGGUUGUGCCGCUACCGACGUGCGAGAUGAUGGAGCGCAGGAAAGAGCUGAAGCUGCAUCCGGAUUGCAGCUGGAAAAAUGUGAAUGUGUUCCACUGGCUCAAGAUCGUCCUUCGUGUCUCCCUCCCUGACGAGAGCGACAGCAACGGCAGACGUCGUAAGCAUUUCGAAAUCAGCAUAGACAGCCCAUUUACAGUGCUCAACUGCCGCGCUACCCAAGCAAAUCUUGCCCUACCGCGCUAUAGCGGGCCCGAUGGGAUACCAAUUCCCGAGCAACGCCCGCAGAAGUCGUGCGGCUGUCCCGAUGCGAAACUCCUUGAUCCAUCUGCCUCUGGCGCCGUCGGCGCCCUAGCCCUAAUCGAAGAGGAUAUCCUCCCUCGGAGAAGACUCCGUCUAGAUACGAGAAAUAUCCAGACUAGAAACUCUGUGGCUCAGAAUGGGAACCGUGCUGAAACCAUCACGACACCCCCCCCUCCCCCUCACUCGGCGGAAGACGAUCCCGCUCCCCCGCCGUUGGUUCAGGUUCCUUCAUACGACCCCCCUGCGUUUGAUGCAGACGAUCCUCCGCCCCCGUUGCCGAAUGAUCUAUUGAGUCCCCCGCCGAGGUAUGAUGUCAUUGUGGGCACGCCGAGCGUGGAUGGGCUAGCGGAUUAUUUUGUGCGGCUGGCGGCGUAUGAACGGUCUAGACAGGCAAAUGGGGAGCAGGGCGAUGUGAGUAGUCCGAAAGAUACAGCUACGGAUGUGUUGGAGAGCCCCGCUGCUGCUAUUCUUACGUCCGCUCCGCUUGCGGAGUUGGAAAGAGGGCCUGAGGGGGAGGAUGGGGUAGAAGAGAGGGGGCUGAGUAUGCCGAUGAGCGCACCUGGUGGUGGUAGGCUUGCACCUAUUUUAGAGACUACGACGCAGGGUCAGGGCGAGGAGACUGGGGUGCGCGUGAGAGAGAGCGAGGCUGAUGCCGUUGUUCCAGCAACGGCUCCAAGUUCUUCCAGAAAGGAUAGCACAACUCUGAGCGAGACUGUCACGACUCAAGCAUCGGCCUCUGAAUCAUCGACAACCCAAACCCCCACUGCCAGAGCACGAAGUCUCCCUGCCGCCGUCGAAGAAGAUACGCUAUCCUCGUCGGAUAGCAGCGCAGAGGAUGACUCGCUCGACCCGGCGAGGCCGCACCGAAUGGGACGAGUGAAUGUCGCGAAUCCGAGAACUCCAGGAGGAAGGUCGGUACCUAGUCGGAGUCUGGAUAUUGAGCGCCCAGUGAUUAGGCUCGAUUUGAGCUUGAGUUCUGUGUUGAGGAGGAGGGCUCGGAAUAACUGA